CAACAGCCUCUCUUCUCCGUCCUCACCUGAAUGCCCGUGAACAUCCCCUUCUGAAGGGGUGAGGGGUUACUCCUCCCAGAUUGAGUGCUGUACAACUCCAUUCAAAUCUGCGGGAUCCCAAGAUCGAUCACGAUUGACAUCAUGGAACCAAUAUCGAUCAUUAGCACCACAUCCUCCGCCUCGCAACCUCGCCAAAUCGACUCUCCUAGACCAAUGACUCCCGCAAGCCCAAUGAUCGAAGCAACCACCGCGUUCGACCCGCCUCUGAAGCUGAAAGGCCGUCACAGGUUUUUCCAAGGACUACAGCGCAUGUCUUCCUCCCCAUCCCUUGCUAAAUUGGGUCGGACGAGGUCGAGUGAGAAGGUCUACAAGUCCGGCCAGAAAACCUCCAUCUCCUGCGUUUCCCUCAACUCUCCAGUGUCAACCUACUCCUUGUCUCCGCCGAACUCGUAUAGUUCUCAUCUUUCCAAUGGCUUCUCCACAGCACCGACCACCCCCGGGACUCCCGGUAGCCAACAGUCCUACUUCGAAGCAAACUCCCGCCUGCGAGCGCUCGAUCCCAACGAUGUGACGACAGUCUCCAUCCCUCUCGAUGUUCGUACCUCCAAGCCUCUCUCCACGCCGCUCCCCGAGAUCUCUGAAAAGCCGUUCCCACGACGGCCCGACUUCAAUUUCUGGAAAGAUCUGCCUCGCGAGCUUAGGAUACAAGUUCUAAGCUUUCUAUCGCCGAAGGAAGUGAUCAGAAUCUCUUCAGUCUCAAAAGAUUGGCAUGAUAUGUGUUUUGAUGGGCAGUUAUGGACGAGCCUUGAUUGUCAGACAUACUAUCAACAGAUAACAUCCGAAGCCCUGGUAAAGAUCAUGCUCAAGGCCGGAGCCUUUGUCAAAACCCUCAAUCUGCGAGGCUGCGUUCAGCUGCGAGACCAAUGGCUGAGCUUGGGUACGAGAAUGACAAAUCAAGAGUGCAGGAACUUGGAAACCUUCAGCAUCGAGGGCUGCAAGAUCGAGCGGUCGUCUAUCCAUUUCUUCUUGCUGAGAAAUCCGAGACUAUUGCAUAUCAACAUGCCCAGCAUGCAGAACAUCAACAAUGCGACCAUGAAAAUCAUUGCCUGCCACUGCCCACAACUCGAGUUGCUCAACAUUGACUGGUGCUCUCAGAUCGACACGAAAGGUCUGAAGAAAGUCAUUCAAUCAUGUCCGAAUUUGAGCGAUCUCCGGGCGUCCGAAGUAAGAGGUCUGGACGAAAACGACUUCAUGCUCGAGAUCUUUCAACGUAACACCCUUGAGAGACUCAUCCUGCAACAUUGUGAGAGCCUGACCGACGAAGCUCUGCAGAUAAUGGUCCAUGGCAUUGAUCCCGAGCGAGACGUGUUAACUGACCGCCCGUUGGUGCCACCACGGAGGUUAAGACACCUGGAUAUCUCAAGGUGCCGAAGUCUCACGGAUGAGGGUGUCAGCUCCCUUGCCUACAAUGUUCCGUACCUCGAGGGCCUUCGUUUGUGCCAGAACACGGCGUUGACCGAUGAUGCCUUGGAGGAUCUUCUACAGUCGACCAAUCGCCUAAAUCAUCUUGAGGUGGAAGAGGUCGAACAACUCACGAAUGCGACCCUUAUCAGUCUGUCCAAGUCACCAGCGGCAAAGUCCCUGGAACACUUGAGCAUUUCUUACUGUGAGCAGAUGGGCGAUAUUGGAGUUCUGCCACUGCUCAAGGCUUGUCCGGAGAUCAAGUCCAUGUGUCUCGAUAAUACCAGGAUCUCGGACUUGGUGCUCAUGGAAGCCUCUGAGCAAGUUCGCAAACGUGGCAGUACCAUCAAGAAGUCCCAUAUCCCGAAGAAAGGUCUGGAGUUGGUGGCUUUCGAUUGUGCGAAUGUUACCUGGGCUGGCGUGCGUGAGGUUCUGCAAGGCAAUGGCCGUGUGAUGCAAGGGCGCAAGAAAUCAGUGGUACAAACUCAGGCGGUGGGCUUUGAUGGCGAGGAGAAGAAGACCAGGAAGGUGGUCGAGGUUCAGGAGUUGCUGUAUCCUGCUCAGAUCAUCCACCUCAAAGCGUUUUAUGGCUGGCAGCAGACUGUGGAAGAACACUACAAGCGAUGCGUUACCGGUCGGUGGGGCGCGGCAGCUCGCUUGGAAGAGAAAUGGGCGGAGUGGAUGGUCGCCAGUGAAGAGGUGGGCGUUGUUGGCCACGGCUGGAGCUCAAGACGGAGGCGUCGUCGGGCGCGUGAUGCUGAGACCAGAGUGCGAGACGAUGAGGAUGGCGCCGCUCAAGACACUGCGACUGGUGAUGAAGGCAGUGGGCUGGAGUAUGCAGCCGGUCGAGGUCCCCGAACAGGUCGUCGGCGUGCUCGGAGUGGCGGGUGCACGGUGAUGUGAUUGGUAGUAUGUGCUCUGAAGGGGGAUCGGCGUCAGCAUUAUCUUGGGUGUUUCUGUACAUUCAUGUCAGUGGAACUGCUGCAUUGAAGGAUCGGUCUGGAGCAUUUACCGGGGUAUAUACAUGCCGUUUAUGGACUUAUGAAGGAAAUCAUGGAUAUGAAUAUGCAGAUUGGAUUUGAACAUUUUGGGCGGUGGACGACAGCUCGUUCAGCCAAGGUACAGUAUACUCGAUGCUAUACAAUGUUUAUAUGGCUCAAAGGCACGUUGAUGCCACUUACAACACCUAUCUUGGAUAUGCUUUUCUGUCAAACCAUAAUACCGACGGGUGACUUGAUAUUUGU
Exophiala viscosa is the source of this 2705-nucleotide messenger RNA. RefSeq names its product F-box and leucine-rich repeat protein 2. Bases 142 to 2364 code for a protein of 740 amino acids. The record is from RefSeq and is a predicted model, not a curated record. Gene Ontology annotation, cellular component: SCF ubiquitin ligase complex. The transcript has a single exon. Lineage: Eukaryota; Fungi; Ascomycota; Eurotiomycetes; Chaetothyriales; Herpotrichiellaceae. Gene Ontology annotation, molecular function: protein binding. Gene Ontology annotation, biological process: SCF-dependent proteasomal ubiquitin-dependent protein catabolic process.